AUGAGCAAGCAAAGUCAAGGCAAAGUCACCAAUAUCAAUCACGACUUCCUUCGUCACAACCAUCAUCAUUCUCCUAGCCAGGACACGUCCUCUGUUCUACAUCCGCGUGAGGACCCAUCGUCUGGCCCUUCGCCCCGUUUUUGGGAGGAUAAGGCGUUGUCAAGCCACCUCCUCGAUAUCAUGGGUUACGCAAUGGCCGCGAUUUCCAGCAGCAACCUACAGGACGCUAUCGGGUGCACGUAUUUCAGAUGUGUGGAUGAUUUUGAUGGACCGAUGAACAACGAUCCGUCUUCCACUCAAUCACACAUUAUCAAGGACUGUGUCUAUCGCAAGCCGCUCGCGGGCGUCCAUUUCUCCUCAAUGGUUCUUUACCGUAACUCAAACGCAGAUCAUCACCCGGCAAGCCUCACAACCUUGUGCACUGAUGUGGCAGAUGACCGUGGUCAAGGAGUGAUCGUCGGAUACUUGGAGGAUGUAGCUGUGGCUGACGUGCCCUCCGGUCAGCAGAAGUCAAGUUGGCUCGAUAAUACCGUUCGGCGGGGCUAUGAUCUCGAAUACCGCGGGUUGUUCGGGGACUGGGCAUCUCCGUCUUCCAUUCCGCUCGUUAGCACGCCACGUAUAUGGGGCCAGGCUGUGUUAGUCCAAUUGAUUUGGUUUGUCCGAUCUAGAGCUACAAUUCCUCAAACCUGCAGUGCGCUUCUGAUGAACAGACGGCCUGCGAGGUUACGUGUAACGCCUCGGAUUGACGAUGCUUGGGUCGGCGGUGGAACGUGCUGUGGAAGGCCGUGGUCGGCUACCGAGAUCAGUAGUCUCGAGUUCCUGUGGGUAGGGAUAAUGGGACAACGGAAAGGGAUUUAG
This is a messenger RNA of Laccaria bicolor S238N-H82, 858 nucleotides long. RefSeq lists its product as uncharacterized. NCBI's taxonomy places the organism in Eukaryota, Fungi, Basidiomycota, Agaricomycetes, Agaricales, Hydnangiaceae. The transcript has 8 exons. The record is from RefSeq and is a predicted model, not a curated record. The coding region runs from base 1 to 858 and encodes 285 amino acids.